This is a messenger RNA of Pedinophyceae sp. YPF-701, 507 nucleotides long. NCBI's taxonomy places the organism in Eukaryota, Viridiplantae, Chlorophyta, Pedinophyceae. The record is from the annotation of a GenBank genome assembly.
AUGGACCUUGAAGUGACCAUAACCAAGUACCCGGAGCACGGAACGGUGACGUGCGACUCGAUGGGCCUCUACCGGCUCGUGUCUCCGGUGUCUGGCGCCACGCUCGUGACGACGGACCCGAACGAGCUCAUGAGGGACCCAGUCUCCGGCGCCCAUCUCAUGGUCCAGGCUGGAAAAGUGGUUGUGGUGAACCCCGCGGAGUACCAAAAGUUCAACCGAAACCGGGAGUUCUACGCCUUCCGUGAACCAGACGUCACCAUGCAGACCCUUCGGAAGACUACGAAGGUGACCAAGUGCACGAACGAGAAGAUAGGCACCGCGGGGACGGUGACGGGCGCGGAGGAGGAGAGCUACGCGGAGACGCUGGCGCGCACGAUGGCCAAGCCGCGGACCGGGACCGCGCACGAGGAGCCGCUCUCGAUCCAAGGCAGUCAGAUUGAUGCCGCGAAGCCACCACCAGCGCAGGCCGCGGAGGCGCCCAAGUCGGACGCGGCCGCGUCGCAGUGA